CGCCAUCAAAUUUGACAGUCUUACUUAUUUUCUAGGGUUUUUUCUACAGUCUUCUUCCUGAAAAAUUAGGGUUUUCGUUGUUUAUCCCCACUUUCAUGAUUGUUGCUUCUUAAUAUAUCAUCCCUGUUACAAGAAUUUUCGAUGGGUUUUUAUUUUGACAGUUGGAGUCAGUCGUAAUUUCACAGCUCUGAUCUUUUGACUUUAAAUUGCGAAAUUAGAGCAAGUAUUGUUGUCAUAAUUAAAGCUGCAGAUUAGGGUUAUUGGGGGUAUGGAUUGUGACCGAUACGAGUUAUUUAUUGGAGGCAUACCAAGAGGGACUAGUGAAGAGUCUCUGAAGCAGCAUUUCAGUAGAUAUGGAGCGGUCUUGGGAGCUGUUGUUGCUAAGGAGAAAGCCACUGGCCAACCCAGAGGGUUUGGGUUUGUUCGCUUUGCCAAUGCUUAUGAAGUUGAUAAAGCUCUAAGGGAUUCUCAUUACAUUCUCGGUCGUGCCGUCGAUGUUAAAAAGGCGAUACCGAAACAUGAACAUAUGAGACAACAACUUAACGUGCAACCAUACUUGAGCCAAGUUCAACAGAACAACGAUGGUGGUGUUCAUGAGAUGUUAAUUAAUGGGAAUAACUACCAUAGGACUAAGAAACUGUUUGUUGGGGGCUUAUCGUCUGAGACGACUAAAGAAGAGUUCAAGACUUACUUUGAGAAGUUUGGUCGUAUUACCGAUGUGGUUGUGAUGCAUGACAGCGUAACAAACAGACCAAGGGGUUUUGGGUUUGUCACAUAUGAUUCAGAGAACUCUGUUGAGAUCGUUAUGCAGAGUAAUUUCCAUGAGUUGAGUAAUAAGCGCGUGGAGGUGAAACGUGCAAUACCUAAAGAAGGAAUCCAGAUCAAUAACGGUGGGAAUCAUAGCCUUCCUCCUACCUACAACAGCUUUCAAACGACACCGUAUGUGCAUGGGAGAAAUGGAUAUGAAUUGACUGCUCAGUAUCCUCCGGUCUUUGCUUAUCAUCAUGGUUUCCAAGGCUUUCACUAUCCUUAUGGCUACCCGGUCACAGCUCAAGGACCUACCGUUCCAUGGAAUAACCUGAUUAUGCCACCCACACCGGGGUUUUACUGUCCCCCUCCUCCUCCUCCCACCACCAACGCUCAUUGUUAUCUCCCUUACAUGAACGGGUUUGAUCAUGUUGGUAUGAGCGUCACUGCGUUCAAUGCUGUACCAUGGCCUGUAGGUGGUGAUGUGAUGUUAGGAGUUUUCAAGAACAAAGAUGAUCCCCCUCUUGGUGGCUCCUAG
This is a messenger RNA of Brassica napus (rape), 1285 nucleotides long. RefSeq names its product RNA-binding protein 1-like. The transcript has 3 exons. Gene Ontology annotation, molecular function: RNA binding. Lineage: Eukaryota; Viridiplantae; Streptophyta; Magnoliopsida; Brassicales; Brassicaceae. Bases 269 to 1285 code for a protein of 338 amino acids. The record is from RefSeq and is a predicted model, not a curated record.